Molecule: messenger RNA, 901 nt
Organism: Hevea brasiliensis (rubber tree)
Lineage: Eukaryota; Viridiplantae; Streptophyta; Magnoliopsida; Malpighiales; Euphorbiaceae
Product: guanine nucleotide-binding protein subunit gamma 2
Exons: 4
Coding region: 379-699 (106 amino acids)
Biological process (GO): G protein-coupled receptor signaling pathway
Source: RefSeq, a predicted model, not a curated record
ACUGUAGACUAAAAAAACAGAAAACGAAAGAGAAAAAGAGUUCAAGAUUUGAUACAACACACCAAGAAUAAAAUUUCUCUCUCUGUCCCUCAUUUGAUUAAAAGCUUCACAAAACGCCAAACAAACAACAGUAACCUUCCACCUCUCUGUCAGUUCUUCUUACUUUGGGUUCUUGAACGGAUCCUUUUUGUUUCUACUUUAAUGGAAGAGAACAGUUAGUUCCAAGUACAUGGGGUCCAUACAGAUUUCUGGGUCACUCUUAUUUUCCUCUCUAAUGCCAUCUUUCUUGUGAUGCAACUUUUGUUUCUUUCUUGUUUGUCAAAAGGGGGAAGCUAAGCUAAAGCUAGGGCUUUUUCUAUUACUGUUUUGUCAAAAGAGAUGCAAUCGGAUAGGUCCGAUUCUUCGGGUCCGAUAACCCAACGUGUCAACUCUUUGCCAUCUGCUACUGAUACCAGAGGAAAACAUAGGAUACAAGCAGAGGUCAAGCGGCUUGAGCAAGAAGCUAGAUUUUUGGAGGAAGAGUUGGAACAGCUUGAUAAGAUGGAAAAUGCCUCAGCUGCAUGCAAGGAAAUGCUGAUGAACGUGGACACAAGACCAGAUCCACUACUGCCAAUAACAAAUGGCCCUCUAAACCCAUCAUGGGAUCGAUGGUUUGAAGGUCCGCAAGAAUCGAAAGGUUGCAGAUGUUGGAUUCUCUGAUGCUGAUGGCUGAGUUCAAGCAGUACGAGUUCGAUUGUUAAUCGUUGGCGGAGACUUCAACUUAUAGACAUGCAACAUUUUUCAGCAGUGCUUUGUCAUUGGCACAUGUUUAACAUAAUGCUUCAUUUUGUAGAAAAUAAUAGUUUUAUAGCAAUAUUUUCUUCAUUUUCAAAUUUAUAAUGAAAUGCUUCAUUGUGCAACA